Aspergillus alliaceus is the source of this 747-nucleotide messenger RNA. RefSeq names its product glycoside hydrolase family 11 protein. The record is from RefSeq and is a predicted model, not a curated record. Gene Ontology annotation, molecular function: hydrolase activity, hydrolyzing O-glycosyl compounds. Gene Ontology annotation, biological process: xylan catabolic process. The transcript has 2 exons. Bases 1 to 747 code for a protein of 248 amino acids. Lineage: Eukaryota; Fungi; Ascomycota; Eurotiomycetes; Eurotiales; Aspergillaceae.
AUGGUGUCAGCCAGUCGAUUGCUAUUCUUCCUUCCGGCCUUGGGAGCGCUGGCGGCCCCCACAGAUAGCACCACAGUCCAAGCUGUGGCUAGGUCUUCUGAAUUUCUCGAACACAUGGGCGCUCUCAUCGUGAACGCCACGGAAGAUGCAAGCAUCAAAAAGCGUGAUGGCACUUUUAAAAUCAGCAAGGACGGCGUAGACCCCGCAGGGUUCUACUACUCCUUGUACAACGAUAACGGAGCAGGCGCUGAAUACUCCGAGUUCGACAACAGCGGACGGUUCAAACUCAGCUGGAACACGAACAGCGAGUUCCUGGGCGGAAAGGGCUUCAAGGGUGGAAAUCCUCGAACCCUGUCUUGGCAGGGUCAGUUCCAGGCUGAAGGUGAUUUCACUCUGGCGGUGUAUGGCUGGACCACGAACCCCGUCACCGAAUGGUACGUCGUCGAAGCACACGGAACUGGAACGCCGGGCAACGGUCAUAUUCUCGGCCAGGUUUAUGCCGAUGGCGGCGUCUACGAUGUCUAUAUGCUUCCCUACAGGAAUGUCCCUGAGAUCUAUGGUGUUACCAACUUUAACCAGCUGUGGUCCGUUCGCCGCGAGCCCCGUCAUUCCGGUUCUGUUGACGUUGCUGCCCAUUUCAAGCGCUGGCAGGAGCUGGGACUUCAGCCUGGUAAUCCUGUUUUCCAGAUGGUUACUGCGGAAGGGUUCAAGGGCACUGGCAAGCUUGAUUUUACUCUUCAGCAGUAA